GGAAGAACUCGCAUUCCCGGUACAAUGAAGGCGAUUAUUGGAAUAGAAUUACGAUUAAUUCUUAUUGCCGUAUUUCUUUUAAUUUCUGCCGUCGCAGAGAAGCGAAAACGGCAGAUAUUCAGGGAACAGGUAUUGCCGGCAUUGGGCGGGAAGAUACCGGAAGAGGCUUUCAGAAUGGAUCGUUUAGCUCUGAAUCGUUUGAACAAAGACGGAAUCACGGUACCCGACGGAAUAACUUACCACGCUCGAAACAUGCACAGCCAUAAUCAACGUGUCCAAACGAUGCCGGAGAUAAUAAAAGUAUCUGUAACACCGGAUGGACGUUAUAUUACUCCGGAGAACAAAUUUCAUCAUCACUAUAAUCGAGCGAACACUAUCGACACUACUUACGUUAUACGCGCACCGUAUUCGCGAUUCAAUAACCAUAAACAAAGAAAGGAAGAACUCGCA
This is a messenger RNA of Ceratina calcarata, 450 nucleotides long. RefSeq lists its product as uncharacterized. The annotation marks the transcript as partial. Lineage: Eukaryota; Metazoa; Arthropoda; Insecta; Hymenoptera; Apidae. The record is from RefSeq and is a predicted model, not a curated record. The transcript has 3 exons.